AUGAAGGUUUCUGUCAUUACCACCCUGCUUGCUCAGGCUUUCGCCGUUAGUGCUUUGCAGAAGUACUGCAACGGUGGACAAGGUCUCGCCAGCGGAAACACCUGUGAAGGAAAGGGAGCAAACUCUUAUUGCUGCCUCAACGUACAAUCAUCAGCGUUCCCCACUUUCCGCGGAUCAUGCUUCUCCCCCCAGAGCAUUCGUGAUCGGGAGGAUGUCAACCAGGACUGCCCUGGAGGUUCUGUCUACUGCUGCGACUAA
Molecule: messenger RNA, 258 nt
Organism: Colletotrichum paranaense
Lineage: Eukaryota; Fungi; Ascomycota; Sordariomycetes; Glomerellales; Glomerellaceae
Exons: 5
Coding region: 1-258 (85 amino acids)
Source: RefSeq, a predicted model, not a curated record